Mya arenaria is the source of this 426-nucleotide messenger RNA. RefSeq names its product heat shock 70 kDa protein 12B-like. The transcript is spliced from 2 exons. NCBI's taxonomy places the organism in Eukaryota, Metazoa, Mollusca, Bivalvia, Myida, Myidae. The record is from RefSeq and is a predicted model, not a curated record. Bases 1 to 426 code for a protein of 141 amino acids.
AUGGCAAGCAAUGUUCAAGGCAAGACGCUGUUAGUGGCCGCUUUUGAUUUUGGAACGACGUACAGUGGCUAUGCUUUCUCUCUCCGAGAUGACCCGAACAAGAUUCAGACAAACUGGAAUUGGUAUGCAGGAGGUGGUGCUUCCUUGAAAACUCCUACAUCCGUCCUUCUAAAUCAGAAAGGAGAGUUUCAUUCAUUUGGUUUUGAGGCUGAAGAUUAUUAUACAUAUCUGGCUGAAGAUGGUGCACAUGACGACUGGAGGCUUUUUCGGAGGUUUAAGAUGAUCCUGCAUAGUAGUGAGCACUUGAUGAAAGACGUUACAGUGGAGGACGUUUGCGGCAAACAGAUGGAGGCAUUCCCGCUGUUUGUAAUGUCGAUCGAGUAUCUGAAAAAAACAUCUUCUAACGCCGGUUGUCAAUCUAAAUGA